This is a messenger RNA of Diabrotica balteata, 1245 nucleotides long. The record is from the annotation of a GenBank genome assembly. Lineage: Eukaryota; Metazoa; Arthropoda; Insecta; Coleoptera; Chrysomelidae.
AUUCAAUUCUUAGUAAAUAAAAUGGCGCUAAUUUUAUUAUUCCUCGUGCUAUUUGUUCACAUUUCAUCUGAAAAUUUAGUUGAUAUUACAUUUAGAAAUGUCACAUUUAAUGGAUAUUUCGUGUUUACCCCCAGAUUCAAACCAACCAUCUUACUUGGAAAUAACUUGAAGAAUUUUAUACCGAAUAUCAUUUUUGAUAACAUAGAGUUUAUUGAUCAGAAGAUACCAAUUUUUUACAAAGAUGCUAUUGCUGAUAUAGAUAGGCUAACUGAGUUAAACGUAGUAAAUUGUGCAGUGGAAGAAAUCAGGCCAGGAACUUUCAGAAAUGUACCGAACUUAAGCAAGUUAUCUUUUAGAUAUAACAAGCUUCGCCUAAUAGAAAAUGGAGUAUUUAACCAUCUCAAUUUAACCACGCUGGACUUAAGCUCAAACGAAAUAAGUGUUAUAUAUUCCGAAGCAUUUAAUCACAUGCAUGAAUUGUUUCACAUCAACCUUGCCUACAACUUGAUACCUGCGUGGAAUACCAAAUGGUUUAAAGAUACACCAAAUUUAAACAUGCUAUAUUUCAAAGACAAUCUUAUAGAGGAAUUACCCGCUUACAGUUUUAAAAAUUUAAAGCGAAGUAAAUUGGCGGGUCUUGAGUUGAUUUUCUCAAAUAAUAAAAUAUCCAGAAUAGAUCCUGAAGCUUUUUCAGGAGUACGUCAGAUAAACCAACUGUCUUUAAGUAACAAUCAAUUAGAAUCUUUUGAUAAAAAUUUGCUUAAAAACGUUGUAGUUUGGGACUUAAGACUUAACAAUAAUAGCAUCAGUUGUUUUGAGGGAGAUCUAGAUGAGAUAUUUAAAGCGCCUUACAACUAUAUUGAGUAUAACCCUUUCACAUGUCGUUGUCUACAUCGUCUAAAGCAUUGGUCUAAUAAAAGAGGCAAAGAGCUUGGUAUUGCUGAUUCAAAGUGUGCAAAUAGUGAGGAUAAAGACGAUAAUGUUAUCGAUAUGGAAGAAGUGUUUGAGGUGGGUAAAGAUGUCUAUGCCAUCCACAAAAUUACUUUGGUAUUGCCAAAGAACUCCAAAAUUAAAAACUAAAAAUAAAAUAAACAGGAGUUGGAAAUUAUUUGUAGCUUUAGUAAAAUUAAGAUUAAUUUAAAUUUAUUAUUAGUAUUGUUAUAAGAGGUUGUUGCUACUUUUAUUUAUAUUAAUAUAAUAUGUAAUCUUAAGCCUAGAGGAGAUAAUAAAUAAUUUUUUAAGUUA